Messenger RNA from Clarias gariepinus (North African catfish), 1229 nucleotides. Its product is annotated as annexin A2-B-like. NCBI's taxonomy places the organism in Eukaryota, Metazoa, Chordata, Actinopteri, Siluriformes, Clariidae. Gene Ontology annotation, biological process: negative regulation of coagulation. Bases 67 to 1083 code for a protein of 338 amino acids. Gene Ontology annotation, cellular component: cytoplasm. Gene Ontology annotation, molecular function: calcium-dependent phospholipid binding; calcium ion binding. The record is from RefSeq and is a predicted model, not a curated record. The transcript has 13 exons.
ACCAAGCAGAAGCUGCAGUUGUAUGUUUGUAUGAACAGCUCAUCAAUUUACUAAAGGAAAGUUAAAAUGGCAUUGGUAUCUGAAUUUUUGGGUCAGCUCACACUUGGGUUUGGAGGGGGGAGAGAACCACGGUUCCCUACAGUGUUCCCAGCUGUGAAUUUUGAUCCCGAGAAAGAUGCAACCUGGAUUGAUACAGCCAUCAAAACCAAAGGUGUGGAUGAGGACUUAAUCAUUGACAUUCUAACCAAACGCACCUACAGUCAGAGGAGAGAAAUUGCAUUUGAAUACGAGAAGAAAGCCAGAAAGGAUAUGAUUAGUGCUCUGAAGGGGGCGCUGUCAGGCUCUCUAGAAAAUGUCAUUCUAGGCCUAAUGAAAAACACGGUACAGUUUGAUGCAUUUGAGCUCCGAGCUUCAAUGAAGGGUCUUGGCACUGAUGAGGAGAGUUUGAUCGAGAUGGUCUGUUCUCGUAGCAAUGAGGAGCUGCUGGAGAUUAAAAAAGUUUACAAGGAAUUGUUCAAGAAGGACUUGGAGAAAGAUGUGUCCGGAGAUACUUCUGGAGAUUUUUGUAGGUUGCUGCUGUCUCUGGUUGAGGCUAAAAGAGAAGAGCCAAGCAACAUAGUGGACUAUGAAAAAAUUGACAAUGAUGCCAGAGCCCUCUAUGAGGCAGGCGUAAAGAGGAAGGGCACAGAUGUGACCACUUGGAUAUCAAUUUUCUCCGAAAGAAGUGUGCCACACCUCCAGAAAGUGUUUCAGAGGUAUAACAGUUACAGCCCAUAUGACAUAAAGGAGAGCAUUCGAAAGGAAGUGAAAGGAGAUCUGGAAAAAUCCUUCCUUACAUUGGUGGAGUGCUUCGAAAACAAACAGCUUUACUUUGCCAGCAAACUCAAUGAAGCUAUGAAGAAUAAAAGUCUCAAGGAGAAGGUUGUGACCCGCAUUGUGGUUUCACGCUGUGAAGUGGACCUCAUGAAAAUCCGCAUGGAGUUCAAGAAAAAUUUUGGAAAAUCACUCUACCAGACUAUCUCAGAGCACACAAAGGGUGACUACCAGAGAGCUCUGUUGAAUCUGUGUGGUGGAGAUGAUUAGCAAAAAUAUUGGAGAAAGUAGAGAUGCUUUGCUUACAGUUUUUCAAAUAGCCAGUAAGAACAUAUACAGUAUAGAGCUUUCAUCUGCUCUUGUAUUAUUUAUAUUUUAAAGUUAAAUUGUAUAAUUAAUUAAAUAUUUUAUAAUUU